Pseudomassariella vexata is the source of this 2958-nucleotide messenger RNA. RefSeq lists its product as uncharacterized. Gene Ontology annotation, cellular component: membrane. NCBI's taxonomy places the organism in Eukaryota, Fungi, Ascomycota, Sordariomycetes, Amphisphaeriales, Pseudomassariaceae. Bases 1 to 2958 code for a protein of 985 amino acids. The record is from RefSeq and is a predicted model, not a curated record. The transcript has 3 exons. Gene Ontology annotation, biological process: transmembrane transport. Gene Ontology annotation, molecular function: ATP binding; ABC-type transporter activity; ATP hydrolysis activity.
AUGGCUCCGGCGAUAGUCAACCCAGACGAGGACCCUCUAGAGGCUGUGAGACGCAUCUUCCACUACGCGUAUCCCGGGCUUCUUCUGUUGUCCUUCUUAAUUGUUGGCGCGACACACAGCAUUGUGUCGGCGUUGCGCAAGGAAGAUGUCGUGGCUACCACAGUUCGAGGGCCCGGUGGCAAACCUCUGCCCGUCACGAAACGAAAGCGAGAAGAAUAUGGCGACGACGAUACAGACGGGCAGCAGUUUGGACAGGCAUCCAAGGCCUUCUUUAGAGCCAGCAUGGUGGUUGCGACGCUGACAUUCUUUGGUACGGCCGUCAAUGUCACUGCUCGUGCCCUGUACCACCGAUCUGUAGAUGGAGAGCAUGGUUGGUGGUGUGGGGAGCCCAAGACGGUCUUCAUCCUCGGUUCCGCAUUCCUGUAUGUCUACGUCUCAAUCACCCUCUGGGACUGGCCGACGAGUCCAUACCUGGUCCACAUUGUCUUCUGGAGCAUUGCCCUUAUCCUCGAUAUGGUCAUAUUCGUCUGCGAUUUCCAGAUUCUUUCCGGACCGCAUCAUGUCAUGACAAAUCUCGGUCGUAAUAAGUUUACCAUCGAGACGGGGCCGAACAAUUGGGACAAGGUUGACCUCGGUUUCUCAGCAUGCCGCCUCAUCCUGCUCAUAGGUCUCGUAAUUGUCUAUUUGGGUGUCAUCUGGGUCGGAUCCCAAACACAUAAUGAGGAUUAUGACGACGAUUACCAGUCUGAUGCGGAUGAGAACACGCCUCUGCUGGAUAGUGCGGGUCACAAUGGGUACCAUGCAAAUGGACACUCGGGUACCAACGGGAAUGGAAAUGGCAAUGGCAACGGGACCGCCAAUGGCACGACAAAUGGCGUGGUUGAGGUGAAUGCUCCAACGGUGGAUGCCGAGGCUGCCUUCUACCGCCCAGAAAAGCUGCCGCAUACGACAUGGGUUGAAUACCUCAGAGGCUACUCGAUAUUCUUUCCCUACAUGUGGCCUAGUGCGGAGCUGAAACUACAAUUAACGGUCGUCUUCUGUUUUGUCCUCCUGGUACUCCAGCGAAUUAUCAACAUCGCGGUUCCAUGGCAGAUUGGAAAGGUGGUUAGCCAGCUGGCUGGAGAGCACAUGGAAGCAGGCCAGACAUUCCGAAUGCCUUGGGUUGCUCUGUCAUUGCUCAUGGUCUUCAAGACUCUUCAGGGACCUUCUGGACUUCUCGGCUCUAUACGGUCGCUCCUCUGGAUCCCCGUUUCGCAACACACGUACCGAGCUCUGACGACAUCGGCCUUCGAGCAUGUGCACUCGCUCAGUCUUGAUUUUCAUCUCGGCAAACGGACGGGCGAGGUCUUGUCGGCGCUGAACAAAGGAGCAUCUGUGAACUCGUUUCUCGAGCAGGUCACUUUCCAGGUGUUCCCUAUGCUGAUUGAUUUAUUCGCCGCUAUCGGCUUCUUCUAUGUAGAGUUUGGUCCCACCUAUGCGGCCCUCACCUCCAUCAUCACUUUCUUCUACCUGUUCUUGACGAUGCGCAUGGCACAAAACACGGCAGACCAAAGGAGAAACAUGUCCAAUGCGGACCGGGAGGAGGAAGCCGUCAAGAAUGAUUCCAUCAUCUCGUACGAGACCGUCAAGUACUUCAACGCCGAGGCGUUCGAGUUCAAUCGCUACCGAGGUGCCAUCAGGAACUUCCAGGCGGCCGAGGCCAAAGUGACAUGGAGCAUUGCCCUGAUGAACAUGUGCCAGUCUCUUGUUUUCAUGACGGGCAUGCUUGUUGCCAUGAUGCUCGGCGCCUAUCAAGUCAGUCUCGGUACGCGACGAGUCGGUGACUUUGUCACUUUGAUGACCCUCUUGGGCCAGUUGCAGGGACCCCUCAACUUCUUCGGUACAUUUUACAGGACAGUUCAACAGUCCAUGAUCUCAGGCGAGCGACUACUCGAGCUUUUCAAGCAGCGUCCAACUGUAGUGGAUCGGCGGGGCGCCACCGAGGUCACUCAUUGCGAUGGCCAUGUUGAAUUCUCCAAGGUUGAGUUUGCGUAUGACCAAAGACGACCUGCUUUGACGAAACUCAGCUUCGAAUGCCCUCCUGGAACGACCACAGCACUGGUGGGCGAAUCCGGUGGUGGAAAGUCGACACUGUUCCGGCUCAUGUACAGGUACUUCAACUGUCAGCGUGGCACAAUCAAGAUUGACGGCCAAGACGUCAAGGACGUGACGAUCGAUUCCAUCCGUCGUUACAUCGGUGUGGUGCCACAAGAUACCAUCUUGUUCAACGACACACUCAUGUACAACCUCAAGUACGCAAACCAGAAUGCCACAGCCGAGGACGUGUACGCCGCCUGCCAAGCAGCCAGUAUUCACGACCGCAUCAUGUCUUUCCCCGACGGGUACUACACCAAGGUUGGCGAGAGAGGUCUACGUCUCAGUGGUGGCGAAAAACAGCGUGUCGCGAUUGCUCGCACUCUUCUCAAGAACCCCAAAAUCAUCAUGCUCGACGAGGCCACUUCGGCGCUAGACAGCCACACGGAGCAGGAGAUUCAGUCAAGACUGGCAAAGAUUGGAGAGGGACGCACCAUGAUGAUCAUUGCACACCGUCUCUCGACCAUCACGCACGCCGACCAGAUUCUUGUGCUUAAGAACGGCACAAUUGUCGAGAAGGGUACACAUCAGAGCCUGGUGGACAGACCCAACUCGGUGUACGGGCGAAUGUGGAAGAAGCAAGCCAAGGCAGAGGAUGCGGCCGUGGCGGCUAGGAAUGCCAUCAGUAAGGCGACUUAUCUCCUCCGCAAGGCUAACCUUGGCGGCACGGAAAGCUCUACUUCCACCAAGAUUCGCAAGGACGGGCGGACAACGCCUUGCGAUGAUGCUAGCAGCUCGUCAGACGAGUCGGCUAAGGCUCUCUGCGAUCUAGGGACAACGCCGCCACGACUUUCACUCAAGGACGAAGCAACAGCUCCUCCGUGA